AGUGCAUCACCGCAGGCGGGCCUCGCGGGUCCGGGAGCGCGGCGGAGACGAUGCCUGAGAUCAGAGUCACGCCCUUGGGGGCCGGCCAGGACGUGGGCCGAAGCUGCAUCCUGGUCUCCAUUGCGGGCAAGAAUGUCAUGCUGGACUGUGGAAUGCACAUGGGCUUCAAUGACGACCGACGCUUCCCUGACUUCUCCUACAUCACCCAGAACGGCCGCCUAACAGACUUCCUGGACUGCGUGAUCAUUAGCCACUUCCACCUGGACCACUGCGGGGCACUCCCCUACUUCAGCGAGAUGGUGGGCUACGACGGGCCCAUCUACAUGACUCACCCCACCCAGGCCAUCUGCCCCAUCUUGCUGGAGGACUACCGCAAGAUCGCCGUAGACAAGAAGGGCGAGGCCAACUUCUUCACCUCCCAGAUGAUCAAAGACUGCAUGAAGAAGGUGGUGGCUGUCCACCUCCACCAGACGGUCCAGGUAGAUGAUGAGCUGGAGAUCAAGGCCUACUAUGCAGGCCACGUGCUGGGGGCAGCCAUGUUCCAGAUUAAAGUGGGCUCAGAGUCUGUGGUCUACACGGGUGAUUAUAACAUGACCCCAGACCGACACUUAGGAGCUGCCUGGAUUGACAAGUGCCGCCCCAACCUGCUCAUCACAGAGUCCACGUACGCCACGACCAUCCGUGACUCCAAGCGCUGCCGGGAGCGAGACUUCCUGAAGAAAGUCCACGAGACCGUGGAGCGUGGUGGGAAGGUGCUGAUACCUGUGUUCGCGCUGGGCCGCGCCCAGGAGCUCUGCAUCCUCCUGGAGACCUUCUGGGAGCGCAUGAACCUGAAGGUGCCCAUCUACUUCUCCACGGGGCUGACCGAGAAGGCCAACCACUACUACAAGCUGUUCAUCCCCUGGACCAACCAGAAGAUCCGCAAGACUUUCGUGCAGAGGAACAUGUUUGAGUUCAAGCACAUCAAGGCCUUCGACCGGGCUUUUGCUGACAACCCAGGACCGAUGGUUGUGUUUGCCACGCCAGGAAUGCUGCACGCUGGGCAGUCCCUGCAGAUCUUCCGGAAAUGGGCCGGAAACGAAAAGAACAUGGUCAUCAUGCCCGGCUACUGCGUGCAGGGCACCGUCGGCCACAAGAUCCUCAGCGGGCAGCGGAAGCUCGAGAUGGAGGGGCGGCAGGUGCUGGAGGUCAAGAUGCAGGUGGAGUACAUGUCAUUCAGCGCACACGCGGACGCCAAGGGCAUCAUGCAGCUGGUGGGCCAGGCAGAGCCGGAGAGCGUGCUGCUGGUGCAUGGCGAGGCCAAGAAGAUGGAGUUCCUGAAGCAGAAGAUCGAGCAGGAGCUCCGGGUCAGCUGCUACAUGCCGGCCAAUGGCGAGACGGUGACGCUGCCCACAAGCCCCAGCAUCCCCGUAGGCAUCUCGCUGGGGCUGCUGAAGCGGGAGAUGGCGCAGGGGCUGCUCCCUGAGGCCAAGAAGCCUCGGCUCCUGCACGGCACCCUGAUCAUGAAGGACAGCAACUUCCGGCUGGUGUCCUCAGAGCAAGCCCUCAAAGAGCUGGGUCUGGCUGAGCACCAGCUGCGCUUCACCUGCCGCGUGCACCUGCAUGACACACGCAAGGAGCAGGAGACGGCAUUGCGCGUCUACAGCCACCUCAAGAGCGUCCUGAAGGACCACUGCGUGCAGCACCUCCCAGAUGGCUCUGUGACUGUGGAGUCCGUCCUCCUCCAGGCCGCCGCCCCUUCUGAGGACCCAGGCACCAAGGUGCUGCUGGUCUCCUGGACCUACCAGGACGAGGAGCUGGGGAGCUUCCUCACAUCUCUGCUGAAGAAGGGCCUCCCCCAGGCCCCCAGCUGAGGCCGGCAACUCACCCAGCCACCACCUCUGCCCUCUCCCAGCUGGACAGACCUGGGCCUGCACUUCAGGACUGUGGGUGCCCUGGGUGAACAGACCGUGCAGGUCCCAUCCCUGGGGACAGAGGCCUUGUGUCACGUGCCUGCCCAGGCAGCUGUUUCCAGCUGAAGAAACAAACUGGUCUCCAGGCUGUCUUGCCUUUAUUCCUGGUUAGGACAGGUGGUCCUAGACAACAGUUUCCAGUAAAACCUGAACAAAA
Messenger RNA from Pan troglodytes (chimpanzee), 2109 nucleotides. It is a transcript of the gene INTS11, whose product is annotated as integrator complex subunit 11. Gene Ontology annotation, biological process: snRNA processing. NCBI's taxonomy places the organism in Eukaryota, Metazoa, Chordata, Mammalia, Primates, Hominidae. Gene Ontology annotation, molecular function: RNA endonuclease activity. The record is from RefSeq and is marked provisional. Gene Ontology annotation, cellular component: nucleus.